Molecule: messenger RNA, 897 nt
Organism: Parnassius apollo (apollo)
Lineage: Eukaryota; Metazoa; Arthropoda; Insecta; Lepidoptera; Papilionidae
Source: the annotation of a GenBank genome assembly
AUGGUAGAAAAUGAAAUUGACCAUCAUACAGAUGCAAACACUUUAAAAAAAAGAAAACAGUUGGAUGUUAAUAGUAAACAAAUUGUCUUGCACAAGAUAACACCGUUAUCAUCAAAAUGGCGUGAGGCAAUAGAAAAACGUAUAGAAGAUGAGAGGCAACUUACAAUGCAAGCAGUGGGCAACGGAGCCAAAUCGAACCCAGGUUUAUUUUGGAACCUAUCUGGAACUUUUCUGUUUUCUGUUUACGUCAUGACUGCUUUAGGUUUUGGUGCACCUGUACCUCACACAAUUUUGGGAAGAAUUUCAGCUUUAGUCUACGCAAUUUUGGCUGUUCCAACACAUAUCUACCUAAUGUGGAAUGUAAGCACAUGUAUUGUAGUAAAUAUAGAACAACGCACCGAAAAAAUGAAGAGAAAAUAUUGUGCCCAAAAGAAAACCAUAAGAGAGAAAUCGGAUUUAGAAAGCAUUAAAGGGAAUUCGAAUCGCAGUGAAAAGUCGGAAGUGUUCAAAAAACAGACUUUACACAGAUAUAAAUUUUUCGUGAUGUUGGGAAUAUUCUGCUCAGAUCACUGCAUUUUAUUGUCAAUGGCGAUAUACUACGUAUUUGGCGUGGUGGGUUUCGGCGUACUACGGAAUAGAACGCCGUUAGAAAUUGUUAUGUUCCCGCUCGAGUUCACAACUACUGGAGGUUUGGAAAAUGUCACAGGCUACGUCCGCAUCAUCUACGGAUUCUACGUUGAAGGUGCUAUGUGCCUACUUGCGUGUCUUGUAUCAAAUAUACGUCGGUUCAGUAGCAGUCCCGUGACUUGUAUGUUAGAAAACUAUAGAUUAUUUAAUAGCUCCGACUGCGCCGAAUGCUAUAAUGAUGAGGAGUGCAAAAUUAUACGUAUAUCGUAA